Molecule: messenger RNA, 810 nt
Organism: Apaloderma vittatum (bar-tailed trogon)
Lineage: Eukaryota; Metazoa; Chordata; Aves; Trogoniformes; Trogonidae
Gene: CASC3
Product: cancer susceptibility candidate 3
Exons: 4
Biological process (GO): mRNA processing
Cellular component (GO): exon-exon junction complex
Molecular function (GO): mRNA binding
Source: RefSeq, a predicted model, not a curated record
GCAGAGGAAGAUGAUUACAGCGAGGAAGAAAGCGCCAAAAUGGAAAUGAAGCAGGAUAGUAACGGCUCCUGCGAGUCAGCAGCAAAAGCAGAGAAAGGGGAUGAGAAACCCGACUCCAAAGGUGCUGUCACUGGUGAGAGGCAGAGCGGGGACGGGCAGGAGAGCACCGAACCUGUUGAGAAUAAAGUCGGGAAAAAAGUUCCCAAGCACCUGGACGACGACGAGGAUCGCAAGAACCCGGCUUACAUCCCACGCAAAGGGCUCUUCUUUGAGCACGACCUCCGAGGGCAGACGCAGGAGGAGGAGGUCAGGCCGAAGGGUCGCCAGCGGAAGCUGUGGAAGGACGAGGGCCGCUGGGAGCACGACAAAUUCCGCGAGGAUGAGCAAGCCCCCAAGACCAGGCAGGAGUUGAUCGCGCUCUAUGGCUACGACAACAGGGCGGGUCACAACCCCGACGACAUCAAGCCCAGGAGGAUGCGCACAACGAGGUUUGGGAGUCCUCCCCAGCGAGACCCAAACUGGUCCAGUGAGCGGCCAAAUAAGCCCCCGAGGCACCAGAGCACAGACGGCACUUCGGCUGCCCCGCGCACCUUCACCAACAGGAGCUCCGCAGGCACGGGGAGGAUGCCGCCACCUCGGAACUACCCAAGGAUGGGGGGCUACAAAGAGACCCGUCCGAGCUACCGAGCUUCAGAAGCGAGCGUCCAGCACCUCUCUCGGAACGGCGAGCAAGUGAAACAGGAGAGUGGGUACCGAGCGAAGCGUGCGGAGCAAACCCCGCCGAGGGACAAGGCUCCCGAGGUGGAAGCG